Molecule: messenger RNA, 944 nt
Organism: Myotis brandtii (Brandt's bat)
Lineage: Eukaryota; Metazoa; Chordata; Mammalia; Chiroptera; Vespertilionidae
Gene: IGFBP1
Product: insulin-like growth factor binding protein 1
Exons: 4
Coding region: 1-537 (178 amino acids)
Biological process (GO): regulation of insulin-like growth factor receptor signaling pathway
Cellular component (GO): extracellular region
Molecular function (GO): insulin-like growth factor I binding; insulin-like growth factor II binding
Source: RefSeq, a predicted model, not a curated record
AUGGGCAAUAUCUCCACGGCAGGACGAUGGCACAUGUCGCAUGUGACCCUCUCCUACCUCCGUGGGGUGGCGGAAACGCUCCCGUGGGCCGGGGAGCGGAGGGCAAGUCGGGUGGAGCCGUGGCUCCCGUCCUGGGAGGGCUCACGGCCGGUCGCUCCAUCUGCAGAGGCCGAGGAGGCAAACCCGGAGGGCCUGCCCUCGGUGUGGAGCGCGCUCAGCAGCUACGAGAGCAUCCGCGCGCUCGGGAUCUCCGACAUCAAGAACUGGAAGGACCCCUGCCAGCGAGAACUCUACGACGUGCUGGCCAAGCUGGCCCAGGAGCGGACGAGGGUGGGCGACGGCCUCUACAAGUUCUACCUGCCCAACUGCCACAAGAACGGGCUGUACCACUCCAAGCAGUGCAUGGUGUCCCUGCAUGGAGAGACGGGGGUCUGCUGGUGUGUGUACCCCUGGAACGGGCAGAGGAUCGUGGGGUCCAAGGAGGUCAUCGGGGACCCCAACUGCGAUCAGUAUUUCCCGAAAGCAGACGCAGCCUGACCGGCUCCUUCAGUGAAACGUUUAAGUGCACGGUGUGUUCAUGCUCCGACACACGCUCCGUGUGAGGGGUAGAGGGGCGCUUGUAUACUCCACACGCUAUCGCUUCUGAAGCUGUAGUCUAUUUAUUCACUGUGAGUUUAUUUUUCUACACAAGAACCUGUGCUCUAGUAACUUAUAUGCCACGGCCGAGCCGGGGACGAUCCCGCCGGGAAAUGCAGUCACUCGGGAGCCUUUCUCCUCGGGACACGCAGGGGCGCUCCGGGCGCCAGGGGUGCGUGUGCAGGAGCUGAGGGGGGGUGAAGGCUGGAGACGCGUCGAGAGGCGGCCACACGGCUGCAGGAAGCGGGCGCGGGAUGCAUUGUCACUCAGGCUCGCACGAUGUAAACAAAUAAACGGCCUACUCGGCA